GAAUUUAACGUUGCAUGCACACGUUGUGCCGUUGCACAUUUCCACAGUUUAACUCCUCCGCCGACAACAUCGAAGGAAAGGUAAUGUAAAAGCGGUGCCACAGCUUUAUCACUUAUCAGUUUUAUCGAUUCAGUGUGACGUAGCCGUCAUGCUGUGCCGUAGCUUUUCGCGUCUGACGCGGCCUCGUGGUUGGACGGCGGCCCCGCGGACGAAAACGCACUUCGACGUCUGCGUGAUUGGCGCCGGCCCUGCCGGCAUCGCAGCCGCCCUGCGCGCGGCGGACUACAACAAACGGGUGUGCCUCGUGGAGAAGGAGCGCGUCGGCGGCGCUGACUUGUGGAACGGUGCGCUGCAGUCCAAGACGAUGUGGGAGUACUCGAACAUUCUUGGCAAGAUGCGCGGCGAUACAGGGCAGCGGCUCUACGGCGAGAGUCUCUCGCGCUUUCUCGAGAUCGACGAGGACAAAAUGAAGCGCUCCAUGGCGCAGGUGAGCCAAACCCGCGAGGGUCAAAUCCUGACCGCGCUGAAGGCCGCACCGAAUGUGGAGCUGAUCGGCAGCAAGGCCACCUUCAGCAACGACCACGAGAUCCAGUGCCACAGCAGCGCCGCGAAGGAGUACUGCAGUGUCACGGCGGACUACUUCGUGAUCGCCACCGGCUCCAAGCCGCGGGAGCACCCCUACGUCGCAGCGGACGGCAAGCUGGUGAUGACGUCCGACCACAUCAUGCGGGCGCCGCUGCCGAAGAGUCUGGUGAUUGUCGGCGGUGGCGUGAUUGGCUGCGAGUUUGCCAGCAUCAUCGGACGGCUGGGCAAGACAAAGGUCGCCAUCAUCGAUAAGGCCUCGCACAUCCUGCCCCGCGAGGAUCCGGACAUCGUCCACAUGAUCGGACGCGGCAUGGAUGCCGCAGGCGUCGUGGUGCACCACAACUCCGAUCUCUACGACAUGCAGCCGUGGGAGGAGACGCCGGCGGAGGCGGAGGCGCGCCACCCGGCCGAUCCCCGCCCGCAGUGCGGCGUGCAGUAUACGGUGAUGGACCGCACCUCCAAGGCACUGACCACCUUCCAAGUGGACCGCGCGCUGCUGGCGGUGGGCCGCGCGCCGAAUUACGUCGGUCUCGGCAUCGAGAACACCAGCCUCAAGACGCUUGGACACCAGCUGCAUGUGAACGAUUUCGGCCAGUGCGUGGGCACGCCCCAUAUCUUCGCCAUCGGCGACGCCGCCACGCGGAUGCAGCUCGUCAGCAUGGGCGAGGCGCAGGCGAAGUUGGCCAUCGACUACAUCUACGGCACCGAGCUGAGAGUGGCACCGAACCUGUCCGAGACGAUGUCGAGCGUCGCCUUUCUCACCCGCGCCGUCGCCUCCGUCGGCUACAACGAGUCGCAGUGCCGCGAGAAGGGCAUCGCGUACAUCGCGUCGCGGUACAGCUACGAGGUGGUGAGCCGUGCCGUGGCGGCGGCCAACACGGAGGGCUUCGUGAAGAUCAUCGUCGCCGAUGACGCGGAGCGGCGCAUCUUGGGUGUGCGGGCCGUCGGCCUCAACGCGAGUACGCUUGUCGACAUCGGCGCCCUCGCAAUUCAGAAUGAACAGACAGUCUUUGAUCUGGCGGGCCGCUUGACGGCGUACCCGGCGGUGUCGCAGGCCUUCCAGGAGUGUCUGCGGUCUAUUCUCGACCGCCCCGCCCGCCCCCACGCGAAGCCGGCGAGUGGCGUGAAGUUGACGAAGUGGGCCCCGUCGGACAUGGAGCGCGGUGUGGCGUACAAGGGAAAGAAGGCGGCCGCUGCGCUCGAUCAGGCACGGACGGCGGCGGAGGACGGCCGGCAACAGCGGUGUGGACCGCCGUCGUCGCCGUCACCGUUGUUGUCCGGUGAGGCGAUCGGCAAAGGAAAGUCGGAUGCUGCGUCAUCAGGUAGUAUCCAGCCUGGCUCUUUUUUCCAGUCCUCUACAGCGGGGCGAUGA
Leptomonas pyrrhocoris is the source of this 1957-nucleotide messenger RNA. Its product is annotated as putative mitochondrial acetoin dehydrogenase e3 component-like protein. The coding region runs from base 149 to 1957 and encodes 602 amino acids. Gene Ontology annotation, molecular function: dihydrolipoyl dehydrogenase (NADH) activity; flavin adenine dinucleotide binding. The transcript has a single exon. The record is from RefSeq and is a predicted model, not a curated record. NCBI's taxonomy places the organism in Eukaryota, Euglenozoa, Kinetoplastea, Trypanosomatida, Trypanosomatidae. Gene Ontology annotation, cellular component: oxoglutarate dehydrogenase complex; mitochondrion.